GAUCACAAACCUUCAUUGACUUUGCAGCUGAACGAACUCCGCUUUUAAUAUUUUUUAGUGACGACCCGAGAGACAGAAGGCCCGAGCGUCUUUUUAACCUGCAAUUGUUCCUUUCUAAAACUUAACUAAUUUCAUCAGUGUCCUAUUCUGAAAUUCACCAUAGAAGGGAGUUGGAAAUGAAUUCCAUAAUAUUGAUCGCUUCUUUUCUUUGCGUGCUUGUGGCGAGUCCAUUUGCGCACGGGCAACAAGGAACCAUUCUGGGGAAAAUGCCCUCCUUAGCUCCCAUGCCACCUAGUCCUCCCUCGGCCUCCCAUGCAAAGGUUAAACCCACCAUCAAGGCACCACCAGCUCAGGGAUCGCGACCGAUAACUGCGAAACCUCAGCCGCCGCAACAGGCUCAACCUCAGCCUCCACAGUCCACGCCCGUCCAAAGCAAACCAGCUACUCCGCAGCAGCCGCCCCAGCAAGUUGUACAUGUACCAGUGGCAGUGCCGCAUCAGCCAGCCCACCAUCCACAUCUCGUCCUCUGUUCAAAUGGAGAGUACUACGAUCCAGCUAUCCAAAUGUGCUGCCACGGCUCGGUGUCUCUUCUCAGAUCCCCUCCACAAUUCGCCGCGUGCUGCAAUGGAGAAGUGGUGGACAAUCGCACGGAGAAGUGCUGUAUGGGUCAUGAGCGUGCUGCCUUUGACCAGGCCUGCUGUGGUCCGGAGGCGUACGACAUUCUACAGGGAGAGAAGUGUUGUGCAGAUCGGUAUAUUUACGAGCCAGGAAUGGAUAUGUGCUGCAAGAACUUCCUGGCACCCGCCCAGGGUCACCUCUGCUGUGAGAAAGGCCCAGUACCGACGACUGGUAACAAGGCAGUGUGCUGCGGAUGCGACUCUAUUGACGGUGCUACGCAGGUCUGCUGCGGUGGUCAGCCAGUGGCCAUCGACUCCCCCAAGGAGGCGUGUUGUGCGGGCACGACAAUCUACGAUCCUCGAGAAUCCACCUGCUGUUCAGUGAGCGGACUCAUGCGCGUCGUACAAGGUCCGUCCUGCCGAGAAGCUGCCAAUACCAACCAGGCACCGGCUAGCAGCCAGCCUCUGAUGGGUCCGUGAACGAGAGUACCUGAUCAGGAAAUACAACUUGACAGACAGCGACAUUGGCUGGUAUGCUUAGGUCAUAGUACAGACGAUGAAAAACUGUACUAUAUAGAGAUGCCUUACUUCAAUACAAGUCUAUGCCACUAUGGGCUGCCCAUCCCAUGAUGCUGACACUAUGUGAAUAUAGGUGAUCUAAGGCCAUGGCGCACACCAAUUAUCUUUAACCCUCACUACAGGGACGGACAUUCGUCCGGUAAUCUUGUUAAAACCAGGUCCUUUGGUCUAUAUCGAUCUGGUUUCCUUUCUAAAAAUAAGACACAUCGUUUUAAUGACAUUGAGUAUCCUUACAAGUACAUGUCAUACAGUGUACAUGUGUCCUUUGUUACGCAAGUAACUCACUCCACCGACCCGAUUUGUUCCCCUCUGUCAAUUAUUAACACCGAUAUCACUCAGAGACAUUGAUACUCCUUCCUAUCA
Molecule: messenger RNA, 1559 nt
Organism: Sycon ciliatum
Lineage: Eukaryota; Metazoa; Porifera; Calcarea; Leucosolenida; Sycettidae
Product: galaxin-like
Exons: 2
Coding region: 177-1097 (306 amino acids)
Source: RefSeq, a predicted model, not a curated record